CUCUCUCCACAGCAGCAGCAGAAGCACUGCGGAAACUGUCUCUGCUCUCUUCUCUCUUCAGCAAACAUGAGCUCCUUGAGUUACAACCCCUAUCUACCGUCUGUGCAGCGGAGGAGGGUGGUGGUACGCAGCGGGACGCCCUUCAGCGGAGGAAGCAGUCGCUCUCGCUCCGUCUAUUCGACCUAUUCAUCCCCAUCCCGUGCCUCGGUUCUGUCCUCUUCGGCAGGUCUGCAGCUUUCUGCUGCAUCACCAGAUCUGGACCUGAGCCAGGCCACUCAGCUGAGCUCAGAGUUCAAAGCAGUGCGGACGCAGGAGAGCGCUCAACUUCAGAACCUUAAUGACCGCUUCGCCAGCUUCAUUGACCGCGUGCAUGGCCUGGAGCUCCAGAACCGUGCCCUGGAGGCAGAACUGCUCUUGUUGCGUCAGAGGCACUGUGAACCCUCCCGUCUCAGGGGGCUGUAUGAGCAAGAGGCUAGGGAACUCCGUGCAGCUGUAGAUGAGGCCCGUAGGGAGCGUCAAGCGGCUCAAGAAAGGAGGGACCAAUUGGAAGAUGCACUCAAGGCCUUGCAGGGUCGAUACGAAGAAGAAGUCCUGUCCCGUGAGGAAGCCGAAAGACAGCUUGUGGAUGCCAGGAAGGGGGCGGAUGAUGCAGCACUGGCCCGCUGUGAGCUCGAAAAAAGGGCUGACAAUCUUCUGGAUGAGCUGGCCUUCCUCAAGAGGCUCCAUGAAAGUGAAAUCGCCGAGCUCCAAGCCCAGGUGCAAUACAGCGCACAGGUGUCCGUUGAGAUGGAAGUGGCCAAACCGGACCUCUCGGUAGCUCUCAGAGAAAUCCGAGGUCAGUAUGAGCGCCUGGCGCAGCAGAACAUCCAGGCUGCGGAGGAGUGGUUCCGUGGGAAGGUGAGCACCAUGGCGGGUGACACGGCCAAACACACGGACAACAUCCGCAGCGCUAAAGACGAGGCUGGGGAGUACCGUCGCCUCCUGAAAGCUCGAGACCUGGAGAUCGAAGCAUGCCAGGGUUUGAACCAAGCUCUGGAACGACAAUUGCAAGAGGUUGAGGAGAAACAGAGCGCAGAGAUCGCCGCCCUACAGGACAACAUCAGUGAAUUGGAGAAUGAGCUAAGGACCAUGAAGAGUGAAAUGGCCCAUUACCUCAAAGAAUAUCAGGACCUUCUCAAUGUGAAAAUGGCCUUGGACAUUGAGAUAGCAGCUUACAGGAAGCUUCUAGAAGGAGAAGAAACACGCUUCAACGUGGGUGGUAUUGGCGGGAUCUCCAGCGUGUUUUCUCCCUCCAUCGCCGCCACUCCUUCUUUCGGUCGUCCCGUGUUCUCUGUUCAGUCCAGUCUGUCCUCUGGCGCCCCCUAUCUUCUAGGAACCAGACUGAUGAGCUACUCUGCCACACCAGAUGAAAUCAUUGAAGCCAGCAAGGCACAGGAGGCUGAGGCAAGUCCAGAGAAAGAAGAAGAGGAAGAGGAGGAGGAGGUAGAGGAGGAAGAGGGUGAGAAGGAGGAGGAAGAAGAAGAGGGGGAGGAGGAGGAAGAAGAAAAGGAAGAGGGUGAAGAGGGAGGAGAGGAAGAAGGUAAGGAUGAAGGAGAACAGGAAGAGGAAGAAGGAAAAGUAGAAGAGGAAGAGGAUGAAGGAAAAGUGGGAGAAGGAGCAGAAGAAGAAGGAGGAGAGGGUGAAGAAGGGGAUCAAGAAGAAGGUGAAGGUAAAGAAGAAGAUGAGGCUGAGAAGGAUGACGCUGGAAAAGAAGAGGAGAAAAAGAAAGGAGGAGAGGAGAAAGAGAGUAAAGAUGAGAAAGCUAAGCCAAAAGAGAAGUAAACACACCGAACCAACCCCCCUGGUGCUAUCUGGAGGUGAUCAAACCUUGUGCAUUAAUCUCACACAUGCCACAACUUCACUGUGUCCUGCUGCUUGAUUUCAGAUUCAGUUCAAAUUAAAAGCGAACCAUAUAUGCAGACAAGAAUAAUAAAUGCAACCAUAGAGAUCGGCCGAAGAAAGAGUAGCCUAUGCAUGAAGACAUGCCUAACUUUUGCGCUUGGCAGGAAAGCUGUGAUUGCAGGUUGCUUGUGUUGUUGCUUGUGUUGUUACAAUUGUCAUUCUAUUUAUUGAAAAGCAAAUAAUAUUCUUUGAGCAUUGUGUCUGUAUGCCUUCAGCAUUAAUCACACUGUCAACUGCCUAAGAUAACACAAGUGUGCUUAUUAUUCAAAAUGCCUUAGACCAGAUCCUCAAAGAAAGGCUCAUUGUCUUCCAAUAAAAACUUGACAAACCUCCUUAA
This is a messenger RNA of Carassius gibelio (silver crucian carp), 2278 nucleotides long. Its product is annotated as neurofilament light polypeptide-like. Gene Ontology annotation, biological process: neurofilament bundle assembly. Lineage: Eukaryota; Metazoa; Chordata; Actinopteri; Cypriniformes; Cyprinidae. The transcript has 4 exons. The record is from RefSeq and is a predicted model, not a curated record. Gene Ontology annotation, molecular function: structural constituent of postsynaptic intermediate filament cytoskeleton. Bases 67 to 1821 code for a protein of 584 amino acids. Gene Ontology annotation, cellular component: cytoplasm; intermediate filament; axon.